Messenger RNA from Phalaenopsis equestris, 586 nucleotides. Its product is annotated as probable alpha-mannosidase At5g66150. The record is from RefSeq and is a predicted model, not a curated record. The transcript has 3 exons. The annotation marks the transcript as partial. Gene Ontology annotation, biological process: mannose metabolic process. Gene Ontology annotation, molecular function: alpha-mannosidase activity. NCBI's taxonomy places the organism in Eukaryota, Viridiplantae, Streptophyta, Magnoliopsida, Asparagales, Orchidaceae.
CCGUCGUCUCUCCCUCGCCGGAAAGGAGAGUUUACUGAAAACAACUGACCUCCGUUUCUCUCACUCUAUCUAAGAUGGUGACUCACGCAGGUACUCAUUCUGCAACCCUAAACCCAUGCCGUUAUCCUCAUACAGCGAGAAUCCACUUGUAAAUCGGAGAAGAUAACUCUAAACCCAUCUCAUUCUUUAAAAAAUUGGCACGCCCUAGUUCUCAAUGCUCGAUUCUUCUCUUACGGGAUAGGUUGUCGUCACUCCUCUGCCUCCGAUGGCGGCGAUAUUGCUUUUGCUCCCUCUAUUCUUCUUCGUGGGGGUUGGAGGAACUUUCAUCAGAUACAAUACGACGGCAGGCGUCGUCGAUGGAAAACUCAAUGUUCACCUCGUUCCUCACACUCACGAUGAUGUUGGGUGGUUGAAGACAGUCGAUCAGUACUACGUCGGCUCUAAUAAUAGCAUACAGGAUGCUUGUGUAAAAAAUGUGCUGGACUCCUUGGUGGUGGCAUUACUGAAAGAUCCAAAUAGGAAAUUUGUUUAUGCUGAACAGGUUCUACUCAUUUCGGGAGAGAAGCGAAAUCCACGCUAUACUGAA